GCGUACCCGCACUUCCGCCCCCGGAAGGAAGGCAGGCGCGCGCUUCCUGCGGCGCGCGGUUGCGGCCCGGAAAGGUGGAUACUUUGGCAGUUACUCUGGUAUGCUGUGAAUAUUGCUGCUUUUGACAGACUUAAAUUCCAGGCAGAAGGAAAAACAUGAGAAGACCUUGAUGCGUAGCAUGUCACAAACUGCAAGGAAGCCAGGGCAGCUGGAAGUAAGGGGGUAAAAGGAGAUGAGGUAGAUCCAAGAGUCUGGAAUAUAAAGAAGUCUGAAUGUCAGCAUAGAGGAGUGGUUUAAAGCCAUGAGAUUGGAUGAAGAAAUGAGAGCAGAGAUAACAAAGAAGUCCACGAAGAUCCCUGGGCCAGUCCAGCAUUUACAGAGUAACUGUCCUCUGAUGAUUUUCAAGAAAGCUGUGCGGUGAAGUGGCAAAGUCUCCAGGAAGCAAAAUGCCAUUGCCUCUGGGGAGACUGCUCUUUUUUUCCAGUGUGGUGACCAGCGGGAGCUGUACCCUUAUAUAUUACCUUAUACAAAAAGCUUUCUCCAAGGCUUCCUAUUACCAGCUGGCAUUGGAGCAGCUGCACAGCCGCCCUGAGGCCCUGGAAGCCCUGGGCCCUCCUCUCCACAUCCACUAUCUCCACCUCACUGACAAGUACAACUUUGUGGACAUUGCUGAUGCCCAGUUGAAGAUUCCUGUCUCUGGAUCCAAGUCAGAGGGCCAUCUCUAUGUCAGCUCAUCCAGAGAUGCCCCCUUUCAGAGGUGGCACCUUCAGGAGGUCUUCUUAAAGCUCAAGGAUGGUCAGCAGAUUCCUGUGUUCAAGCACAGUGGGAACAGUGGUCAUGAAGUCAAAGAGGAGUAAAGAUGAUCAGAAAGACUGUUUGCUCCCAGCAGGGCCCUUCCUCCUCACCGCGUGCCCUCCGUGGCUGGGAGCCAGCUUCCCAGUCGCCAGGGGUGAUUGUAUGUACUGUCAUAUGGUAAUUUUGGUGUAAUUUCUAAUUUGACCACAACUAUUGUGUGGUGGUUUUUGUUUGUUUCUUUUAAUCAGAAGUGAAAAAUUUACUGCAAGUUUAUAAGAAUUUAUUUGAAAAUUCACUGUCUAAAAGCAAAGUACAGAAUAAAAGCGAUCCAUAUUAACAAAGGUG
Canis lupus familiaris (dog) is the source of this 1140-nucleotide messenger RNA. RefSeq names its product cytochrome c oxidase assembly factor 1 homolog (gene COA1). Gene Ontology annotation, cellular component: mitochondrial inner membrane. The transcript has 9 exons. Gene Ontology annotation, biological process: mitochondrial respiratory chain complex IV assembly; mitochondrial respiratory chain complex I assembly. The coding region runs from base 447 to 857 and encodes 136 amino acids. NCBI's taxonomy places the organism in Eukaryota, Metazoa, Chordata, Mammalia, Carnivora, Canidae. The record is from RefSeq and is a predicted model, not a curated record.